Messenger RNA from Lagopus leucura (white-tailed ptarmigan), 545 nucleotides. Its product is annotated as midnolin-like. Gene Ontology annotation, molecular function: protein binding. Bases 207 to 530 code for a protein of 107 amino acids. Gene Ontology annotation, cellular component: nucleus. The record is from RefSeq and is a predicted model, not a curated record. NCBI's taxonomy places the organism in Eukaryota, Metazoa, Chordata, Aves, Galliformes, Phasianidae. The transcript has 2 exons.
CUCCGAACCGCGCCGGGAUUUAUUCUUCUCCUUUUGGGAUUUAUAUUUUUUAAUUAUUCGCCGGUGGGAACGCGGCCCCCGGGGGGGUGCCCCCCCCCCCCCCCCCGCAUACACACACACACACCCGCACCGCUCGGUUGGCUGCUCCCCGCGUCCGCCGCUCUUUGUCCCGCACCGACCGACCGAUCGCUCCUCCCUCAGGCCGCAUGGAGCCGCAGCCCGGCGCUCGGAGCUGCAGCCGCGGGGCCGCCCCCUGCGAUCCUCUCCCCGCGGAGCGCCCCGUCCACCUCUGCAUCCACACCACCACCGGGGCGCGGUACGAAGUGGCCGUUCCUCCGGACGAGACGGUGGAGGGGCUGAAACGGCGGCUGUCGCAGCGCCUUAAGGUGCCCAAGGAGCGCCUGGCGCUGCUGCACAAAGACAGCCGCCUCAGCUCCGGGAAGCUGCAGGACCUGGGGGUGGUGGAAGGCAGCAAACUGACGCUGGUGCCCACCGUAGAGGCCGGCCUGAUGGUGAGUGCCCCCGUGUGACCCCCCCGCCCCCUC